AAGCGACACCUUAUGGUUCAGAUGGCAGAAGAAUAUCAUCAAGCCAAUGAUCCUCCAAGGCUCUUACCUUGCUGAAUCAUGUGAUGUGGGACUACCGAAGCGAAAAGUGGUGGAGUCUUUUAUCAUCUGUGUCGGCCUUGGCCCUUCAGUGUGCAUACAAUACCGCUGCCAUCACUGAGUACUUUGGCCUAGCCCUAGAAUUUAUGGGCACUAAGCUGAUGAGAUCAGAAGAGGAUAAGAAGAGGGUGCAUGAUAACCUAUUGAAACUUUUGAAUGGACAGUCCCCAGACCCAGAACCAGGAACACCCCCAGAAGUUGUUACUGUAGCAACAGAAGCCUGGUCUGUUCUGUUAGGAAGCCAAGUAUCACCUGUCACUGUUGAUAUGACAACCUUAGUGCCAUGUCUUGAAGUGAGAGCUUCAUUUACACAGAGCCAGUUUCAUGUGGAUCAGGAAGUGGGUGUGAUAGUCAUGAUCAGAAACUCCUACCAGUCAGCCAUAUCACUGAGUGCUUUGAGUGUCACCACCAACUCUCCCUCCUACAGUGAUCGACUUUUGGAAACACAACCAGAGAAGCUGAUCCUUUCUCCUGGCAAAGUGACCGAGAUCCACCUCACCUUUCUGCCUUUAGUGGAGGAUGUGGGAAAGAAAGUAAAAGUCACUGUGGAGACGCAGUCAUUAAAGUUUGAAAAAUUAGCAAGAGUGGCUGCUGGUGAGAGCUUCUUGGUGGUUCCCAAAAUUAAGUGCAUAUCACAUGUCCCCAUCACACUCACCAACUCCUCACUGGCUCUGGGAGUCAAGUUACAAAUUAUACAAUAG
Molecule: messenger RNA, 818 nt
Organism: Cherax quadricarinatus
Lineage: Eukaryota; Metazoa; Arthropoda; Malacostraca; Decapoda; Parastacidae
Source: RefSeq, a predicted model, not a curated record